CAUAGUUGCACAUCUACACAUGUCUUAAAUUCUUAAUACGGAAACUACGUUAGUUAACACUUGUGUUUUGAUGGCCGACGGCCGUAUUCGAAUGUCUGUGUUGUAAUUUUAGACUUUUAAUGUUAUUUUGUUCAUCAAAUGUCUACCACUCAAACAGUUCAAUUUAUAAAAAGGAGAACAAUAUCAUCAAGACCUAAACAGAACUUUUGAUUUAUAAAAACAAUAUUAAUUAUCCAAAACGAGUUCCAAAACGGAAUAAAUAAGUAUAAUCAUGUAUUCGUCAAUCGUAUUUCGUACUUGUCGUAUUUCACAGUUCAGAAGUUGUUUGAACAAAAUAAAUACUCAAAACCCUUUAGCUGCUGCAGUGUUCCACAAACACUCAUCUACCGAGUCCAAGAUUAACAGUAUCAAUGUUCAGUCUAAUGACGCGGAAUGGAAAAACAUUUAUAUUGGAACAUUGGGUCCACGAAUCCGUAACUUAAAAAUUGUUUCAUUUAUGACCAGUGCUGUGGGUCUAUGUAUUCAACCAAUGGUAAUACAAAAAGCUGCAGAAGUGGGCAGUAGCUUAGCAGCCACUAUUGGUGUAUGUACCAUUGCAGGAUUUUUUACAUUCAUUACACCAGUACUCAUUCAUAUGGUAACAAGAAAAUAUGUGACAUCAAUUGAAUAUAACAAAAAAAAUGAUGAGUACAAUGCUACAAUUAUUUCAUUCUUCUUAAAACCUAAGAAGGUGCAAUUUAAACCAUUUGAAGUAAGAUUGCCUUUGACACAGAAAUUAACAAUCACAUUUUAUGCAAAAAAAUACCCUCUAUUCGUAGAUCCACAAGCAUUUGAUGAUGUAAUGCAUUAUCAACGUAUAUUAGGUUAUGAUAAGCCUUUUACAUUUGAAAAAGAAGAUAAUGUUCUUAAAAAACCUGUAGUUAAGGCUGUUAAUAAAAGUUAAAUUAAUAUUAUACUUUAUAGUUGUUUCUUAAUAUUUUAUUGAAUAUGUUUUGUAAAUACAUGCAAUUUAAAAUGCUUA
Rhopalosiphum padi (bird cherry-oat aphid) is the source of this 1021-nucleotide messenger RNA. RefSeq names its product transmembrane protein 70 homolog, mitochondrial. Gene Ontology annotation, cellular component: mitochondrial membrane. NCBI's taxonomy places the organism in Eukaryota, Metazoa, Arthropoda, Insecta, Hemiptera, Aphididae. The coding region runs from base 272 to 943 and encodes 223 amino acids. The transcript has 5 exons. The record is from RefSeq and is a predicted model, not a curated record. Gene Ontology annotation, biological process: mitochondrial proton-transporting ATP synthase complex assembly.